AUGGCUGCCUUUACCAAGCAUUUCUCUUUCAUCUUCCUCCUUCUUAACCUCAUUUCUUCAUUGCAAAUCCAUGCAAGAGAAAGUCAAUUCAUUAAUAAAAUCUCCAGCAACAACAAUGCUGAAAAAAAGACACAAGUAGUUAUUCUCAACAAAGAACAAGAAUCAAACUUCUUGCCUGAAACUGAAAAUAAUGGAUAUGGCCUAUAUGGUCAUGAGUCUGUCCAAAAGAAUGACAACAACAACAAUAACGAUGAAAAGUACAUGAAUACUGGUAGUACUAACAAUAACAACGAGGAGUAUCACAAUGAGAAUAGCACUUACUACAUCAACAAGGAGUACUACAAUGGUGGCAGUACUAACAACAACGAGGGGUACUUCAAUGGUGGCAGUACUAAGAAUAACAACAAUAACAACGAGGAGCAUUACAAUGAGGGUAACACUUAUUAUAACAACAAUAACAAUGAGUACUACAAUGGUGGCACUACUAGCAACAACAGCAAUAACAACGAGGACAUUUACUACAACAACAAGGAGUACUACCAUGGUGGCAGUAUUAACAACAACAACAACGAGGGGUACUUCAAUGGUGGCAAUACUAACAACAACAACAACAACAAUGAUGAGUAUCACAAUAGGGGUAAAACUUACUAUAACAACAAUAAUAAGGAGUACUAUAAUGUUGGAAGUACUAGCAACAACAACAAUAACAACGAGGAGUAUCACAAUGGUGGCAUUACUAACAACAAAAACAACAACAACGAUGGGUACUUCAAUGGUGGUAGUACUAACAACAACAAUUACAACAACAACGAGGAGUAUCAUAAUGAGGGUAAUACUUACUAUAGCAACAAUAAUGAGGAGUAUUACAAUGGUGGCAGUACUAGCAACAACAACACUAACAACGAGGAGUAUCACAAUGGAGGUAGCACUUACUACAGCAACAACAACAACAAGGAGUACCACAAUGGUGGCAAUACUAACAACAACAACAACGAGGAGUACUUCAACGAGGGGUUCUUUGAAAAUGGAAAAUACUUUGAUUGUGUAAACACUGAGAAAUACGUCAAAGAUCCCUAA
Messenger RNA from Nicotiana attenuata, 1077 nucleotides. Its product is annotated as GATA zinc finger domain-containing protein 14-like. The coding region runs from base 1 to 1077 and encodes 358 amino acids. The transcript is spliced from 4 exons. NCBI's taxonomy places the organism in Eukaryota, Viridiplantae, Streptophyta, Magnoliopsida, Solanales, Solanaceae. The record is from RefSeq and is a predicted model, not a curated record.